Messenger RNA from Daktulosphaira vitifoliae (grape phylloxera), 1789 nucleotides. Its product is annotated as clavesin-2-like. Gene Ontology annotation, molecular function: phosphatidylinositol bisphosphate binding. Gene Ontology annotation, cellular component: membrane. Lineage: Eukaryota; Metazoa; Arthropoda; Insecta; Hemiptera; Phylloxeridae. The transcript has 6 exons. The record is from RefSeq and is a predicted model, not a curated record. The coding region runs from base 220 to 1125 and encodes 301 amino acids.
AUCAUUAUGAUGAGCAGUAUAUAACAAAAUAUCAAAACCAAGUGACCUUGUCCUUCGCAAUUUAAACAGAUAGUUUUUUCGGCUUUAUCAUAUCAAUUGCCAAUUAGUUCCGUAUCAUUCACUUAGUUGAUAGCGAAGUGCAGUUUAGAUUUGUAUUUUUAAUCUAUUUUAGAACUAAAAAAACGCUUAAAGAGUUACGUAUUAAAGAAAAUUACUAAAAUGCUAUUACUUCCGACUCAAAGUGAUCUUACUCGAUUUUAUGAAGAUUUAGGUACAUCUGAAAAACAAAUUUCCGAAGAUAUAAAAUCCAUCGCUGGUUGGAUUAAAAUGCAACCGCAUCUUUCAAGUGAAGAAAUCAAUCAACGAAAGAUUCAACUAUUUAUUAUGUUCUGUAAAAACGAUUUGGAAAGAACAAAGGAGUCACUGAAUCAAUAUUAUUCUGUUAAAACCAAUGUGCCCAAAUUCUUCACAAAUUGGGAUCCCACAUCUCCAGAACAAAUUCAGUCUGCAGAUUACGGAUUUCUUGUUCCUCUUCCAAAAUUGACAAAAGAAGGCUACAGAGUUAGUUUGGGUUAUAAUACAAGCGAAGAUUAUAAAAAGUUUAGUUUUAUUAACUUUGGAAAAAUAUUUUUUAUGAACCUCGAAUUAAGAGUUUCUAAAUUAGACUUAUAUACUAAAGAUAUAAUGAUAUGGGACAUGAAAAUAUAUUCAUUGGCUUUUCUCUCUGAAACUCUACGACAUAUAAAAGACUACAUGUAUUGUAUAAAUAAAGCUUAUCCUUUGAGAUUUCAUCAAAUUCAUAUGGUUAAUGUACCAAUUUAUGCAGCUCCAAUUCUAAAUUUAACACGAAGAUUGGUCAAAAAGAAAAUUGCUGAUCGAAUUAUUAUUCAUAAAGGAAUUGAAGAUUUAACUAAGUUUAUCGAUCCCAGUGUGCUCCCCAUUAACUAUGGCGGUACAUUUGAAAAAAAUUCAGAUGAUGUGAUGGAUGACUGGAAAAAAAUUUUAAUAAAACACAGAGAAUUCUUAAUUGACCAUAGUUCGACCGAAGUUAAAGAUAAUGGACCUAUGAAAAAAUCCACCAUAAAAAAAAAAAAUUUAAAGAGUGAUAAAUUGGAAAUUGAUUAGUCUUGAUAUUUUAUGAAUUAUUGUUUUAAAUUAUUUUUGUUAUUCUUAUUAUAUUAAAAUAAAUAAAUUUUAUUGAUUAUAUAAAAAAAACUAAGUUUUUAAUGAAAAAAAAAAAAAAAAAUUGUGCAAGUUUUUUUAUGCAACCAUUAUAUUUAAGGUUUGUUUUUUUUAUACACUUAAAAUAUAAUUUUAUUUUACCAAAAAAAAUUAAUUUUACUUAUUAUUUAUUUUGCCGACCUGUAAUUUUCAACUUUUUUUUAACAAUUGGAUAAUUUUUUGAAGAUAAAUACUAAGAAUUUUUUUAUAUGAAUGUGUUAAAACUUUCAUGGAUUGUUUUGUUGCUUGAAGUGCUUGAGGAUAUAUCCAUGUUUACAGUUGAGUUCUGACGUUUCGGACUCAUUGCAGAGUCCAUCUUCAGAGUGAUGGUUGCUAGUCGGUGGCUGCAACUAUACUGAACUCAACUGUAAACAUGGAUAUAUCCUCAAGCACUUCAAGCAAAUUUUUUUAUAAUCGUUAAGUUUUUUUUACGUUAUAAUGGUAUAGGACAUUAAAAGUAAGUUUCUUUGAUUCAGUCGUAUGUUAUAUUACAUCAAUCUAGAAUAAUUCUUGUUAAAGAUAAUUACUACUUAUAUUGAAAAAUAUAUUACGACAACUUUAUUUAAUA